AUGUCUGCAAGCUGGCUAGAGGAUGAGCUGCCAGAGUCUUGGCCGACCCAGGCAGCCUCAAAAUCCCCGGUAAAGGCCACUGAGGAGCAAAUUCUAGAUUUGCCCAGUACAGUGACUGACCAUAUGGAUGCAACAGUUGCAAUCCAGCAUGUGAAUCGGGGGGUGCCACAAUGGAAACAAAGGUUGAGCCCGCGCAGGUCGCAAGAGGGCAACAUUGAAAAUUUGAGAAGCAUGUUUCCUGAUGAAAACGGUGGCGACAGUGUGACGACUAGCAGCAUGAGCAAUGCUAGCAGCUCCGUGCCUGACUAUGCCAUGAGCCGUAAACUGAAAUUAUUUGGUGAUCGCGAUACUUAUACGGAGCAACGUUACGACAAUCUCUUGACGUCUUUGCAGGGUCACGCUGAUGGCACCGUUAGCACAAAUGUUGGAUCGCAACGUUCAGAAACUGUGACCAACACGUUUGCCAACCGAUCACGCGGGGAUGUCGCGGCCAGGUUCUUAAAGAACGGAGAGGACGUGCUUUCACGGAUUCGUAAAGCAAGCAUGUUGAAUUUGAAACAAAAGAAGGAUGAAUCGCUGGACGAUUUGGAGCGCAAACUUGCAAACGGCACUAUUGACACAACGGACGAUGGAGCCCAAAACAGUAAUGGGUCUACAUUGAGUUCACUCAGCAGCACAGACUGGGUUGCUGAUGAGGCCACUCCUGUAGAGUCUGCUCCAAAUACAGCCAGGCACCUCACCGAUAAAUUUGUCGAAGAGUAUUCCCGUCGGUCGGGUCAGAUUGAGCCCCAACUAACAGAUCAGUUUGGGUCGAUGAAGAUGUCUGGCCAAGGGUCACAGCGGGUUCCUACUCUGUCGAGUUUGUCCACAGUUGAUGGUGGUAAAUCUCGAAGUGCAACAUCAUCAACUGUACUUCAUCACCAGUUCCCCUCAGCAACCAGUACCUUUGUCCCUACCGUGCAGUUUGCCCCAUCUCCCAAACAGGGAGUUGACGUUUCAAUGCUGGCUAUUCCUGACGAAAGCUCGGGUGAAAUCGAGGAACACAACUUGGAAACAAAGCCAAGCAUGAACCACGUAAAUGACGGCAGCGAGGAUAUCAUAAUUUCAACAAGUGAGCCAUCAACUGAGAUUUCUGGGCGAUCAAUUUCAGAACACCCAAUCGAAGGUCUCGAAGAACCUGUGAUUCAGCCGUUCAGGACCAGACCACGCGGUGAUUUAGCGCCCCAGGCGUUCGAUGCCACAUUCCGCGACGGAACAAUGUUUGAGAGAUCUCUGCCCUCAGCGUCUUUCAACAAUUCGACAAUUGGAAACCUGACGAUAGCUCAACGCGAUACCACCUUCUCAAGCAGCAUGUACCAUAUUGCUGAGCUGCUGAGUGGGAAAGACACUGAGGCUUUGGAGCAAGUUGAUCUUUCAAAUGCCCAAAUUGAAGCCAUCAAGGGUUUGGGAGAGAUGAUACCUCGAAUCAGAGAUAUAAAUUUGUCUCAUAAUUCUAUUCGAGUUCUUGAAGGGCUCCCGACUCUUGCGGUUAAUGUCAAUCUCAGCUACAACCUGCUGAACCGCUUGAGCUGCUUCCCAAUUGCCAACAUAACCACUUUGGAUAUCUCACACAACGGCUUGACUGAUCUGCGGGGACUCAAAGAGCUGCGUUCGCUUGUUGACUUGAACGUAUCACACAACUCGCUUUCGAGUGUCACAGGACUCGAUAGCUUGCAGGGGCUUUUGCGUCUCAAUAUUUCUCACAAUAAACUUAGUGGUGCAGUGAUCCCAUUGCCUCGCCUGAGAGUACUGUAUGCAGGAGCCAACCCGCUCAAAAAUAUCCGUUUGGAAACUCCCCUACUGGAGGAGCUGAAUGUUGACGGUGCGUCCUUGACAACAAUCGAUGCCGUUCCUAGUGUAAAGACGCUGAGCAUCCGAAACAACCGGGCUGCUGUCGAUUUCAAAGAUUGGGAAUCACUUGAAACCCUGUACUAUGAUGGGAAUGAUGUUGCCCGUAAUUGUGGCGAAAUAGCGCCCCGCACUGUUUGGUGGCAGGGAAACAGCUUGACUGGGUUUGAUGCCAAUAUGCUGAGAACAGCUUACGAAGUAGUCCUAGCUGGCCUAGGAAUCGAGUUUUCUACAUUUGUGGGCACGUAUCCCGCCCAAGAACUGACUCUAUGCAAUAUGGGGCUGAGGAAACUGCCUGCAUGGCUUCCGCGACGGUUCCCGUUUGUUCGCACCCUUAAUCUUGCUUUCAAUGAACUUGAUGACGCCAGCUUGGCGGUGUUGUCACAGUUCGACAACCUCGAGGAGUUGUCGCUGUUCCAUAAUGGCUUUUGCGAUGCCAGCCAUAUAGGGGAGACGUUGAAGGGGCUAUCUCGACUAGCAGUGUUGGAUCUCAGAGCGAACCCAGUGACCGAUUUUUACCCCGAGAUUAUUUUCGAUGACCACAAGCCCCCCAUGGCAGCAUAUGACGAGGUUUUAGACCUCGACUGGAACACAAUGGCCCGAGAAGCUGUAAAGACAGCAAGAUAUGCCAAAUACAAGCGUGCACUGGGCUUGCACCUGCAGUGGCUUGACGGCACCGAGCUGGAAGUCUACGAGCAACGGAAAACGAGUCCCCCAACACGUACAGAGCCGUCAACAAGUCUUGAAUCGACUGCCCCCAGCACACCCAGCCGAGCUGACAGUUCGGUCGAGUCGCGGUUUAUGAGCGCCAAGUCUAGAGGUGGAGGGACUUUCAAUGCGGCUCCUAAUAUGACCGCGCUGGGCCACUCAACCCCGCCGCGCACUGGUGACACCCAGGAGGUUAUCAGACGACUGGCCAGUGACCUGAUCGCUCUGUACGAUGCGGCACGACGAACGCAACCCCACCUGUGGGCACGAAACGCUGCGGGUAGACAAAAGUAA
Molecule: messenger RNA, 2889 nt
Organism: Wickerhamiella sorbophila
Lineage: Eukaryota; Fungi; Ascomycota; Dipodascomycetes; Dipodascales; Trichomonascaceae
Product: Septation initiation network scaffold protein cdc11
Exons: 1
Coding region: 1-2889 (962 amino acids)
Molecular function (GO): protein binding
Source: RefSeq, a predicted model, not a curated record